UCCGUCGUCAACGACAACACUCCAAAAACAGCACGCUCAGCUUCCACGUUCUUUUCGUCUCCUACUUACCAACCUCUGUCAACUUGCCCCUCUUGAUCGUAGCCGUUCGACUCGGCACGGAUCUAUGGCUGCCUCGGUGCCAGCUGCCGCAGCUGUUUACACCGCAUCGCUCAAUUCGAGCCGGGCCAUCGCGAGAAAUUCGGGUCCUAGCUCUCUGUUCUUCGGGAGGAGCUUGAAGAAACAGAGCUCUAAGAUCAACCACCCGAAAGUGUUGUUUAAGAGACUGAAGGCGGUCGUGGAGUACAAUGAGGAGAAACAGACAUCUAAGGACAGAUGGAGAGGGCUUGUGACCGACACCUCCGAUGACCAGCAAGACAUAACCAGAGGAAAGGGGAUGGUCGACGCUCUCUUUCAAGCGCCGAUGGGGACUGGUACUCACUAUGCCGUCAUGAGCUCGUACGACUACAUCAUCGCCGGUCUUCGACAGUUUGCAUUUGAUAACACCAUGGAUGGCUUCUACUUUGCUCCUGCAUUUAUGGACAAAGUUGUGGUUCACAUAACCAAGAACUUCUUGAAUCUUCCAAACAUCAAGGUUCCUCUCAUUUUGGGUGUUUGGGGUGGCAAAGGCCAGGGAAAAUCAUUCCAAUGCGAGCUCGUGUUCGCCAAAAUGGGAAUCAACCCCAUAAUGAUGAGCGCGGGAGAACUAGAAAGCGGGAACGCUGGUGAGCCUGCAAAGCUGAUCAGACAGAGGUAUCGGGAGGCGACCGACAUCAUCAGGAAAGGGAAGAUGUGCUGCCUCUUUAUCAACGAUCUCGACACAGGAGCGGGAAGGCUCGGUGGGACCACACAGUACACGGUGAACAACCAGAUGGUGAACGCGACCCUCGUGAACAUUGCCGACAAUCCCACCAACGUGCAACUUCCCGGCAUGUACAACAAGGAGGAGAAUCCCCGAGUUCCCAUCACAGUCACCGAGAACGACUUCUCCAUGCUGUACGCCCCUCUCAUUCGCGAUGGCCGGAUGGAGAAGUUUUACUGGGCGCCCACACAGGAAGACAGGAUCGGCGUUUGUACUGGGAUUUUCAGGACCGACAAUGUCCCAAAGGAAGAUAUAGUCAAGCUUGUCGACACAUUCCCUGGUCAAUCAAUUGGUAAGCUUCUUCUUAAUCUUAAAUUGACAUUCCUUAAUCCUACUCUUUUUAUCAUUGUGCAACAUAGCAAGCGAACUAACAUUCCUAGCUGAUUAACCUAUUUGUGAUGGCAAUCUUUGUUAUUGUUGGAAGAGAAUUCAUACUUUUGACAGUAGAUAUAUGGAGAAUGUAAAUUAGGAAGAUGGAACUAACAUCAGUGUCUGCUGUGCGGAUUUCUUUGGCGCACUCAGGGCAAGAGUGUAUGACGAUG
Syzygium oleosum is the source of this 1401-nucleotide messenger RNA. Its product is annotated as ribulose bisphosphate carboxylase/oxygenase activase 2, chloroplastic-like. The transcript has 5 exons. Gene Ontology annotation, cellular component: thylakoid; chloroplast stroma. The coding region runs from base 125 to 1243 and encodes 372 amino acids. Gene Ontology annotation, molecular function: ATP binding; ribulose-1,5-bisphosphate carboxylase/oxygenase activator activity; ATP hydrolysis activity. Lineage: Eukaryota; Viridiplantae; Streptophyta; Magnoliopsida; Myrtales; Myrtaceae. The record is from RefSeq and is a predicted model, not a curated record.